Cloeon dipterum is the source of this 3201-nucleotide messenger RNA. RefSeq lists its product as uncharacterized. The transcript has 8 exons. NCBI's taxonomy places the organism in Eukaryota, Metazoa, Arthropoda, Insecta, Ephemeroptera, Baetidae. Bases 147 to 3098 code for a protein of 983 amino acids. The record is from RefSeq and is a predicted model, not a curated record.
UCACCUGGCCCUCCUGAGUGGGAGAUGAAAGUAAGACUGCAAACUGCCCCCUGCGCUGCGUGGUGGCUGUAUAAAUACGAUCCGACCGCCGACCUCAGGCACUCUCAGCCUGACCCUCACAAUCCACACACACACAAGCUCACAACAUGAAGUCCCUGGUCUGCGUUCUGCUCCUUGCUUCAGCAGUAUUUGCUGACGACGUCAAGGACGAGAAGAAGACAGACAAGCGAGGCCUGGCCGGUCUGGGCUACGGAUACGGAUCCAGCCUCGGAGGACUCGGUGGUGGCUACAGCAGCGGCCUCGGCUACGGAAGCGGAGGCGGCCUUGGCUACGGAAGUGGAAGCGGCCUCGGCCUCGGAAGCGGCCUCAGCCAUGGAAGCGGUCUCGGUCUCAGCAGCGGACUUGGUCUCUCCGGCGGCUACGGCUCCAGCUACGGAUACGGCUCCGGUCUCGGACUCGGCUCUGGACUCGGUGGUGGACUCGGAGGCGCUGGACUCGGCGGUGCUGGACUCGGAGGCGCUGGACUCGGCGGUGCCGGUCUGGGCUACGGCCGCCAGGAGCGCAUUUCCGGAAUCACCAUCCACCGCGAGGUCGGCGUGCCCGUUCCCCACCCCUAUCCCGUUCCCGUGGUGAAGAGGGUGCCCGUUGCCGUGCCCCACCCUGUGGCCGUUCCCGUCGACAAGCCCUACCCCGUGCACGUGCCCGUCAAGGUUCCCGUGCCCGUCGAGAAGCUGGUGCCCUACCCCGUGGAGAAGCCCGUCCCCUACCCCGUGCACGUUCCCUACAAGGUGCCCGUCCACCACCCCGUGCCCUACCCCGUGGCUAAGCCCGUGCCCUACCCCGUGCACGUGCCCGUGAAGGUGCCCGUCGCCCAGCCCUACCCUGUGGCCAAGCCCGUGCCCGUCUACGUCAAGGGAGGCCACCACGACUCCUACGACCUGGGAGGCUAUGGCUCUGUAUGCACUUUGGCCGUUCUGGCCGUCGCUCUGGCCGCUGAGAAGCAGCCUGAAAAGCGCGGAAUCGACUAUGGCGGCGCCGCCGAGCUCGGGGCAGACUAUUCCGGUGGCCUAGGAGGCGGACACGGUGGCGGCAGCUCCGGCGGCGGCCACGGUGGCGGCGGGCUCGGCGGCGGACACGGAGGUGACGGCGGCGGCCACGGAGGCGGCGAACUGGCCGGUGGAGCCAUCGGCGGAGACGGCGGUGAAGGCCUCGACGACGGAUCCGGACACGCCAAGGUCCACGGCAUCACCAUCCACAAGGUGAUCAAGAUCCCCAUCCACCAGCCGGUGCCCUAUCCCGUGAUCCGCAGGAUCCCGGUCCACAUCCCCCAUCCCGUUCCCGUGCCAGUUGACAAGCCCUACCACGUGCAGAUCCCCAGGCCGUACCCCGUGCACGUGGAGAAGCCCGUUCCCUACCCCAUCGAGCGGCCCGUGCCCUACCCGGUGCACGUGCCCGUCAAGGUGCCCCUGCACCACGACGUUCCCGUCUACGUCAAGAAGCCCGUGGCCGUGCCCGUGCAGAAGCCCCAACCGUUCCCGGUGCACAAGCCCGUGCCCAUCCACAAGGCCGUUCCGAUCGUGGUCAGUCUGGACAAGGCGCCCUCCGGCGGACACGGAUCCGACAGCGGCUCCAGCUUCGGAGGCGGCGGCGGCAGCUACGGAGGCUUCGGCGGCGGACAAGGCUCCAGCUACGGAGGCGGAUACAGCAGCGGCGGAGACGGCGGCUGGAAGGGCAAAGAGAGCAAUAUCCUCUCAGGUCGUCUUCACGGGCACGUGGACAGGAACGGGAACGGGCUUAGAGACGGGGUAGAGCUCGGUGUGAUGCAGGGGCACCUUCACAGGCACGUGCACCGGGUAGGGCUUGUCAACUGGCACGGGAACGGGGUGGGGGAUGUGGACCGGGAUCUUGCGGAUCACGGGAUAGGGAACCGGCUGGUUGAUGGGGAUCUUGAUCACCUUGUGGAUGUUAAGAAACUGUACCUUGGCGUGGCCGGAUCCGUCGUCGAGGCCUUCACCGCCGUCUCCGCCAAUGGCUCCACUGGCCAGUUUGCCGCCUCCGUGGCCGCCGCCGUCACCUCCGUGUCCGCCGCCGAGUCCGCCGCCGAGUCCGCCGCCAGAGCUGCCGCCACCGUACACAGAUCUUCCAUGGCUCGAACCAUCCAGACCGCCUGCUUGCUCCUCGCCGCCUGCUUGGUGGUGGCGGCCUCCGAGACGGAGGACGAUGACCACCAGCCGGACAAGCGGGGCAUCGUGGCCAGCAACUACGGCGCCAGCUCCGAGGGCAACGGCUACGGCGGCGGCUACGGACAGAACAGCUACACCGGCGCCGACUUCGGCGACCACGGGGUCUCGAGCAGCUUGUCCUCCGCAGGCGGCCACGGCGGCGGCGGCGGCGGCGGCACCGGCGGAGGCAGCCUCAAGGAAUCGUUCGGCGGCCAAGGAGACAUUGGCGGCGCGACCGGAGGCGGCCACUCGGAGGCCCUUGCUUCCUUCAACACCCACGGCGGCGGCGGUCUCGGCGGCGGCUUCGGCGGAGGCUUUGGUGGACACGGUGGAUUUGGAGGCGGCAGCUUCGGCGGCCAGGGACUCGGAGGCUACGGAGGCGGAUUCGGCGGCGGCCACGGAGGCGGAUUCGGAGGCAGCGGAGGCGGAUACGGAGGCGGAUAUGGCGGCGGCCAGGGCGGCGGGCACGGCGAAGUCAAGAUCAUCCGGGUGCCACACCCCGUUCCCGUGCAAGUGAUCAAGCACGUGCCCUACCCUGUGCCCGUGCAAGUGCCCAAGCCCUACCCCGUACCCUACGCGGUGCCCAAGACCGUGCACGUUCCCAAGCCUGUGCCCAUCUUCAUCGAGAAGCCGUACGCCGUGCACGUGCCCCAACCUUACGCCGUGCCGGUGCCCAAGGCCGUCAAGAUCACCGUGCCCAAGUACGUGCCCAUUGAGGUGCCCAAGCCCGUCCACAUCCCCGUGCCCCACCCCAUCGUCAUCCAGAAGUCUUACGGAGGCGGCGGUGGACACGGAGGCGGAUACGGAGGUGGACACGGAGGCGGCUAUGGAGGCGGCUACGGUGGCAAGAGCGGAGGCGGCGGAUGGAAGCAUUAAACGAGCCAUGAGACAGUCAUUUUAAUUGUUAAGUUUUACAACUGAUGUAUUUUUUGUUAUAAAAAAAGAAAUAAAAACAUUUAUACCAAACCGAAACCAAAUG